AUGGGAAACCUCCUGAAAGUGCUGGCUUGCGCCGAACUUGAGCAUGGCCCAAUAGUUUUCCUUGACUUUGAACAUGCCCAACCCACUGAGGCCGAGACGGCCGUAUGGAACCAGGUCAGCGCCGUGCUGGAGGAGGCCCACGGGAUCCUGGCCGAGCUGCAGUCCUAUAACGGCGCCGGGCAGGAGAUACGAGAAGCCAUUCAGAAUCCAGGUGACCUCGCUCUGCAGGAGAAGGCCUGGAACGCGGUGUGUCCUCUGGUGGCCAAGCUCAAGCGCUUUUAUGAGUUCUCACUGCGCCUGGAGAACGCCCUGCGCAGCCUGCUGGAGGCGCUGACGAGCCCGCCCUACGCCCCAAUGCAGCACCUGGAAAGGGAGCAGGCCCUGGCUAAGCAGUUUGCAGAGAUUCUGCAUUUUACACUCAGCUUCGAUGAAUUGAAGAUGACAAAUCCAGCCAUUCAGAAUGACUUCAGCUACUAUAGGAGGACUAUUAGUAGGAACAGGCUGAACAAUCAGCAGCUGGAAGCGGAAAACGAGGUGAACAAUGAGAUGGCCAACCGGAUGUCGCUUUUCUACGCUGAGGCCACGCCCAUGCUGAAGACCCUGAGCAACGCCACCACCAAGUUUGUCUCAGAGAACAAGACCUUGCCCAUCGAGGACACCACAGACUGUUUGAGCACCAUGGCCUGCGUGUGUCGUGUCAUGCUUGAGACCCCAGAGUACCGCUGUCGGUUCACCAACACGGACACUAUGCUGUUCUGCAUGAGGGUGAUGGUGGGCGUCAUCAUCCUUUACGACCAUGUCCACCCCGUCGGGGCGUUUGCAAAGACCUCCAAAAUUGACAUGAAGGGCUGCAUCAAGGUCCUGAAAGAGCAACCGUCCAACAGUGUCGAGGGGCUUCUCAAUGCGCUGAGGUAUACGACUAGACAUCUAAACGACGACAGCACCUCCAAACAGAUCCGGGCGUUGCUGCAAUGA
This is a messenger RNA of Nerophis lumbriciformis (worm pipefish), 975 nucleotides long. NCBI's taxonomy places the organism in Eukaryota, Metazoa, Chordata, Actinopteri, Syngnathiformes, Syngnathidae. The record is from RefSeq and is a predicted model, not a curated record.